CUUACGAGCGUCUGCGGCUAUCACCAUUUUCAAAGGGCCGGUAGCCUGCACGUCAAUAUGUUUGAGAGUUUGUAUUUUGUUGUCGUGACCUUCUCAACCGUGGGCUAUGGAGACUACAGGCCUGACAACUAUCCAUCACAGCUGUUCAUGGUGGUGAUGAUAUGUGUCGCUUUGAUUGUUCUACCUACUCAGUUUGAACAGUUGGCCUUUACCUGGAUGGAGCGACAGAAGUUAGGAGGCACUUACAGCAACUACAGAGCUCAGAGCGAGCGGCACGUGGUCGUGUGUAGUACCACGCUUCGGGCGGACACCCUAAUGGAUUUUCUGAACGAGUUUUACGCCCACCCACUGCUUCAGGAUUAUUUCGUUGUCUUGCUGUCUCCGUGUGAACUCGAUACCACGACAAAAAUGAUUCUACAGGUUCCAAUGUGGGCACAAAGGGUCAUCUACAUCCAAGGGUCAGCCUUGAAGGACACUGAUUUAACCCGAACUAGAAUGAACACAGCCGAGGCUUGUUUUAUUCUGGCGGCUCGAAACUACGCCGACCGAAGUGCAUCGGACGAACACACUAUUCUUCGAUCUUGGGCUGUCCGUGAUUUUGCUCCCAACGUCCCACAGUAUGUACAGAUAUUUCGUCCCGAGAAUAAAUUGCACGUGGCGUUUGCCG
Limulus polyphemus (Atlantic horseshoe crab) is the source of this 667-nucleotide messenger RNA. RefSeq names its product potassium channel subfamily T member 2-like. The record is from RefSeq and is a predicted model, not a curated record. NCBI's taxonomy places the organism in Eukaryota, Metazoa, Arthropoda, Merostomata, Xiphosura, Limulidae. Gene Ontology annotation, molecular function: intracellular sodium-activated potassium channel activity. The annotation marks the transcript as partial. The transcript has 6 exons.